UACUCCAUCCCCUUUUUUUUCCCUUUCUUUAUUCAUUUCUCAUUUCUGCUCCCAAACAUAGUGAUGAUAGUGUGUGUUACCACUCUCCGACUCUGAGUUCAGACCAUAUCUUUCUUGCGAGGUUUUCUCCUCAAUUCACUGCAUCCCGAUCCCAUAUGUAUUGUAUCUUUCCGCACAAGAGAUGAAGGAAAAGAGCAAAUCUUCAUAGUCAUCAUCUGCUAGGUCUCAUGUUGCUUCUGCCUGCACAUCACUUCAUCUGUUCCAAGACCAAUCUGAUCUACUAAUCUGCUGAGAAACAAGAAAAGAAAAAAGGGUUCUUUCCAGGAAAUUUAGUUGGUUUGACUCUUUGUUGAGCAACUUGGAGUUGUAUGAAGAAUGGAGGUCUGAGAGAGAUUAUUAUUACAAAGAGAAAGAUUUCAACGUUGAGUAGGUGGAGGAAUAAAUUAAUAAUAAUUGUUUUAUGUAACUGAUGAUGGGUGUCCAAUCAGUUCUUGGAUUCUAGUCAAUAGCACUCAAUCCUCUCACUGUGGAUCUCUUCUCAACAUAUCUUUGCUGUUUGAGAAGAGAAGAGAAGAGAAGAGAUGCCCCUUUUCUGUAGAGAGAGAGAGAGAGAAUUUUAGAGAGAGCUCUGGCGAACAAGUGGUGGGAGAGAAAUAUAGAUGUGGAAAUGGCGGGUUACGAGCAACAAGGCUCCGGUUCUUCUCGUUAUGUUCAUCAGCUUCUAACCCCAGACCUCCACUUGCAGCACAGGCCUUCUCACCAUAACCCUACUUUAGAACUUGAGCCAUCUGCAGAUUCCAAGGACUCCCCGCAGGAAAAAGACCAGGAAGCCGCCGCCACAACCAGCUCCGGCGGUACUCCUACCACCAACCGCCGCCCCCGAGGCCGACCUCCAGGCUCUAAGAACAAGCCCAAGCCUCCGAUUAUCGUCACGCGUGAUAGUCCCAAUGCACUCCGAUCCCACGUUCUUGAAGUCUCGUCUGGGAAUGACAUCGUCGACAGCGUCUCUGUCUAUGCGAGGCGGCGGGGUAGAGGUGUUUGCGUGCUCAGCGGCAGCGGCACGGUGACGAAUGUGACACUACGGCAACCGGCGGCACCUGCCGGGAGUGUAGUGACGCUGCACGGUCGUUUUGAAAUUCUCUCGCUUUCUGGAACGGUGCUUCCGCCACCUGCCCCACCAGGGGCUGGUGGGCUGUCUAUAUUCUUGUCCGGUGGCCAGGGGCAGGUGGUUGGAGGUAGCGUGGUGGGACCGUUAAUGGCUUCCGGGCCGGUGGUUCUGAUGGCGGCAUCCUUUGCAAAUGCGGUUUUUGAACGCUUACCUCUGGAGGAAGAAGAAGGCGCUACGGCUGCUCAGCCGCAGCCUAGUGCUUCACAGUCUUCCGGCGUCACAGCUGGUGGUGGCCGCGGGGGGCAUGCAAGUGAAGGUGGUGCUGGCGGAGAUGGCAGUGGUGGAGGAGGAGGAGGAGGAGGAGAUGGUGGUGCUCCGUUUUUCACCUCGGCUUGUGGGAGCACGCCGCCACCAGGGAAUUAUCCAUUCUCAGCUGAAUUGUUCGGAUGGGGAAGUGGCAGUUCUGCGAGGCCACCAUUCUGAUGAUUAACAAGAUUUACUGUUUCUUGAUGGUGUUACCUUUAUUUUAUGUGGGAUUUCUCAGCUUUAUUUAUCAGCGAAGAAAAUGAAGGAAAAAUGGGCAAAAUUCUGAUGCAAAUUUGGGGGGAUAUGAAGUAGCAGUUUUCAAGAAAAGAUUAGUCUUCUCUUGAGGUCACAUAUAUACAUCAGUCAGUCAAUUGGAAGUACCUAUAGAUCAAUAGGGAUGAUCAUAUAUAUAUAUAUAUAUCAAGUGCAGCAGAUGAAGAUGAAGCAGUUUUCAAGGUGAGUAAUUAAGUAGGUUGUACUUGAUGCUUAGAUUGUAGUACUAUCUGGACAUGUUUUGCUCAUAUUUCUAUCUGACUUUGAUUUGUAAUUUCUGUUGUAACUUGGCAAGUGCAAUGAUGAUUAUGCACAUUUUGGUAGGAGGACUUUCAAUUUGCUUUCUCAUCUUUGAUGUAUCAAAAUUGACUGUAUUUGCAUGUUUCAUCUUCAUCCUUCAA
This is a messenger RNA of Sesamum indicum (sesame), 2088 nucleotides long. RefSeq names its product AT-hook motif nuclear-localized protein 29. NCBI's taxonomy places the organism in Eukaryota, Viridiplantae, Streptophyta, Magnoliopsida, Lamiales, Pedaliaceae. The record is from RefSeq and is a predicted model, not a curated record. Gene Ontology annotation, biological process: vegetative to reproductive phase transition of meristem. Gene Ontology annotation, molecular function: minor groove of adenine-thymine-rich DNA binding; DNA-binding transcription factor activity. Gene Ontology annotation, cellular component: nucleus.